Molecule: messenger RNA, 264 nt
Organism: Zygotorulaspora mrakii
Lineage: Eukaryota; Fungi; Ascomycota; Saccharomycetes; Saccharomycetales; Saccharomycetaceae
Product: 40S ribosomal protein eS21
Exons: 2
Coding region: 1-264 (87 amino acids)
Biological process (GO): endonucleolytic cleavage to generate mature 3'-end of SSU-rRNA from (SSU-rRNA, 5.8S rRNA, LSU-rRNA); translation; endonucleolytic cleavage in ITS1 to separate SSU-rRNA from 5.8S rRNA and LSU-rRNA from tricistronic rRNA transcript (SSU-rRNA, 5.8S rRNA, LSU-rRNA)
Cellular component (GO): ribosome; cytosolic small ribosomal subunit
Molecular function (GO): structural constituent of ribosome
Source: RefSeq, a predicted model, not a curated record
AUGGAAAACGAUAAGGGCCAAUUAGUCGAACUUUACGUUCCAAGAAAAUGUUCUGCAACUAACAGAAUCAUCAAGGCCAAGGACCAUGCCUCUGUUCAAAUCAACAUCGCCAAGGUUGAUGAAGAAGGUCGCGCCAUCCCAGGUGAAUACAUUACCUACGCUUUGUCCGGUUACGUCAGAGCUAGAGGUGAAAGUGACGACUCUUUGAAUCGUUUGGCUCAAAACGACGGUUUAUUGAAGAACGUCUGGUCUUACUCCCGUUAA